This is a messenger RNA of Volvox carteri f. nagariensis, 3879 nucleotides long. RefSeq lists its product as uncharacterized. Bases 1 to 3879 code for a protein of 1292 amino acids. The record is from RefSeq and is a predicted model, not a curated record. Gene Ontology annotation, molecular function: DNA-directed DNA polymerase activity; chromatin binding. Lineage: Eukaryota; Viridiplantae; Chlorophyta; Chlorophyceae; Chlamydomonadales; Volvocaceae. Gene Ontology annotation, biological process: replication fork processing; error-prone translesion synthesis; mitochondrial DNA replication. Gene Ontology annotation, cellular component: nucleus; mitochondrial matrix. The transcript is spliced from 17 exons.
AUGGUUAUGUGCGCGGCGGCGGGGCCCUUGCUGGAUCCAGCGACGGUCUGUGAGGCCGUACAGCCGACGGCUGACGGAGCAUCGACUGCCGUUGUCGCCGACACCGUCGCCGCCGCCGCUGCCGCCGUCACGGCGGUUCCAGAAGACCCCAUGGACGUCACGCCAAUGCGGCCGCCGCCGCCGUCGCCGGCGAUGGCGGCGGCGGAGGCAGCAGCUUCCUCGGCGUUGUUGGUACAUACAUCAGCACAGACGACGUCCAUUGCGGCCACCCCCACGCCGACACGGCAGGGCAGAUUACGACAUCUGGUCAAAUCGGGGCCAGAUCCCGAUGCCGUACAGGAGAAAGACGGAGACGGCUUCAACUAUGUGCGCGGCGGCGGGCCCCAUGCAGAUUGGGUAGACCCCAUGCCGCUGGCCUACACACCGCCGUUGCAUGGUGUAGCAGCACCCAUACUGCCAGCAGUAGCAGUAGCAGCAGCAGCGGCGGCGGCGGCGGGAGAAGAGGAUAUGGAGGCGGCGGAGGCGGAGGCGGCGGAGGCUGGUGCAGUUGUAUCGGAGAGCAUGGCCGAGCGGCCGAUAGGGGAGAUGUCUUGCCUGUUUCGUCGGCCUGAAAUGGUGGUGGGGACAAUGGGGGAUUGCAGGGGGGACCAGGAAACCGAUUUGGGCCAGGAUGCAGAACCGGAUUCCAACUUGGAUCCGAAUUUGGAGUUGGAUCCGGAUCCAGAGCUUGAGAUGGAUUUGGAUCUCACUCAGGACGAACGUGCGGAACGCGUCGGAUGCUGGGCACGGCGGGCAGUGCGCGACCCGGUGACUAGAGGCCUGGCGGCGGCGGCGGCGGCGGUGGCGGCGGGAGCGGCGGCGGACAGUUUGCCAGUCGCAGGUGCAAGGGCCGCCGACGCUGACACCAGAGGCGGCGGUGGGGGCGGCGGCGCGAUGUUGGCGGAGGUGGGGAGGAGCAGUGCCGAUGGACGAGAUCCUCAUCCGAGGGCUGCUCGCUCUUGUGCCGUACACGGAACGGCGGCGGUGCAUGCCGUCUGUGUGUACGGCACUCGCGGCGGCGGCGGCGAUGAGGAUACCUGGAUGCACACGCAGGGUUCCUCCGCCUGGGUGGCGGCGGCGGCGGCGCCUUGUUACGAUGACAGCGUGUACGGCGAUGAGGAUGAAGACGAGGACGUUGACGAAGCACCGGCGGAGGCGGCGGAGGUGGCGGGGAAGGUGACAGGCGGCGGCACUGGAGGGGUUGAGGUAGCGGCGGCGGCGGCGGAGGGGGAGGACAUGGAUGGCGGAUUUCAGCACCGUCAUUAUUGUCAGCAGCAGCAGCACCAACAACAACAACCACAGCCGCAGCAACAGCAGCAGCAGCAGAGGGCAGAGAGCCCAACGGCGGCGGCGGGAGGUUCGGGAUGUGCGGAGCGCGGCUCGCGGCCAAGACAGGGUUGCAGCGGCGGGGACGGUGGUGGCGGCGGCGGCGGCAGCUCAUGGCCGCGGGGUGCCGUACCUGUGGACUUCCUAUUUCCGGAUUCCUUACCCCGCGCGGCCUCGCCGCCGAUGCCAUCUCGGCCUCAGCCGCCGCACCACCUACCACCACCCGAGCAACAGCCGACGCCGGCGGCGCCGCUACCACACGGCCACCCGGCUGUCGUACAGAACAACGCACGUGCGCCGCCGCCGGCCGCGCUGACUCUGCCGCCGCCAGAGCUUUUCCCGGACAGCUCUGCAGCACCCCCAGCAGCACCCCCAGCACCUCCAAAAGCACCACACACAGCAGUGCAGUCAGUGCAGUCGGUGCUAGUGGGGGAGGAGUGCUCCCCUGGGUUUUGGGAUGGCUCUCCCGACGUGUACGAGGUGUUCCCCUUUCAGCGACACGCGGUGGAGUUCGCGGACUGGGCCAAUGCCGUACCCAGGGCCGUACUCACCGCCCUGCAACGAGCCGCCGCCACGACGAACUUCGCCUCCUUUGCGGAGCGGUGGAGCUUUCUGUCCACUUGGAUGGCCAAAAACACACCACCAACUCCACCAACUCCAGCAGUGCCCCCACUCCAACCGACACUCCAACCGACACAGCAAAACCCGGAAACACACGGGGCCGCGGCAGCUGGCCCCUUUCUUGCGCGGGAAGCCACUAACCCUAGCGUACGGCAGCCACGGGAUGCGUUGACGGAGGGAGAGGGGAAGGAGGAGGCGGAGGAGGGGAAGGAGAAAAAGGGAAAGCAAGGGGAGGGGGAGGAGGACGACGAGGAGGAGGAGCAGAGGCGGAGAAAAUCCCCGCGGGUUGCCGAUGCCGCUGCUGAUUGUACGGCAGCCGCCGCAGCCGCCGCCACCGUCGCCAUUCCUGCAGCAGUCGCGUUGGCAGACGGCAGCCCGGCGGCCGCCCGUCCGUGGCGGCCGUUAGAGGCUGUGCGGGUUUUUGCCCGGGAGUAUCGGAAGGGGGGCCCCCGGGGCCAUGGCGGCGGUGGCGGCGGCGGCGGUAAUGGUGGCGGAGUUUCCGACUUCUCCCGGCACUUCGUGGCUACCACUUACCGGGGCGUCUGGCGUCGCUUCCAAAACCUCCAAGCCACCCAACGCCAUUUCUACGAGUUGAUCCGGCCCGACCGGCCCUGCCACCUCUACUUUGACAUCGAGUUCAGUCAGGGCGCUAACCCCGGAGCGGAGGGGGACCUGCUGGUGGACGGACUGCUGGACAGGCUGGGGGAGCUGUUGAGGUCCACGUGGGGUGUCCAGCUGUGUCCCGCCCGCCACGUCCUAGAGCUGGAGUCAGUGACGGAGGCAGAAGUGCUCAACAGACGACAACGACAACACAGAGCCACCGCACCUGCACCUGCACCUGCUGCUGCUGCUGCUGCCCCCGCGGCUGUUCUGGUCGACAAGUUUUCCCGCCACCUAAUUGUACGGCUGCCCGACGUGGCGCUGGCACAUAAUGGCGUGGCAGGAGCUAUAGAGGCCCGACUGAGACCGGUGCUUCAAGCUGAUGGGCUGUUCCUUCUCAAGGCCGGUGAAGGCCCCGGGGGCGCCACCGCCUGCAUCGUGGACCCCGCGCAGCUGUUCCUAGCCUCCCUUAUCUGCAACGUGCAUCCUGGGGCCGGCCUACUGGAGGUGCCGCCUGGCUUUCUGGCGGGAGUGCAGCUUCUCCGCGGCAUUCACAUGCACCAUCAGUACCACCACCACAACCACCAACGCUUCGUCGAGGGCGGCGGCGGCGGCGGCGGCGGUUCCCGGGGUUAUGGUAUCCCUCGCCCCAGGCCUGGCCAGGUAACCCUUAGUGUGUACGAUGGCUGCAUAAGCAUGGUGUUGCCUAGCGGCACCUGUCGUACAAUUAGGGUGGCGUGGGCGGCAGAACCGCCAGAUUUGCGUGAGGUGGCGGCGGCGGCGGCGGCGGAGCCGCUGCUGCCGCAGCCGCUGCUGCCGCAGCCGCAGCCGUUUCAGGUAUACGGUGGUGGUGGUGGUGCGGCGGCGGCGGCGGCCGCCGGUGCUGCCAGUUCCAGUUCCAAUUCCAGUUCCGAUUCCAGUUCCGGGUUCCCGCCGGGGUGUACGGCUCUUCAGCGCCUCGCUGCGGGGGCGGUGUCGUUCGUGGAGGCAAUGGCUACCGACCGGGGGAGUGGGGCGGAGGCGCAGGUUCGCAGCAUGGCAUACUGUGGAGAGGGCGCAUCCGUGACGUACGGCAUGAUAGGCCCCGGCAGUCAUUUUUGCGACCGCAUCGGCCGCCGGCACCGCUCCAACCACGUCUUCUUCUUGUUGGACUUCCUUAGGGGCUGCUACUGCCAGAAGUGCUACGACCCGGAAUGUGCGGGCUGCCUGGUCUUGGGUAAUGAGAGGGGUGGGCUGCGAGGGUUGGGAUUCCGGCGGGUGCUGGUCCCGUUGACGACGCUCGACGGGCGCUGA